This is a messenger RNA of Capsella rubella, 582 nucleotides long. Its product is annotated as early nodulin-like protein 1. The record is from RefSeq and is a predicted model, not a curated record. Gene Ontology annotation, cellular component: plasma membrane. The transcript has 2 exons. Gene Ontology annotation, molecular function: electron transfer activity. Bases 1 to 582 code for a protein of 193 amino acids. NCBI's taxonomy places the organism in Eukaryota, Viridiplantae, Streptophyta, Magnoliopsida, Brassicales, Brassicaceae.
AUGGAGUCUUUGGUUCCCAUUAUGUCCCUAAUGUUUCUCUUAUUUACCACAUUCUACCACUUUGGUGAGGCUAGGCUCCUUGACGUGGGCGGCUCAAUGGACGCAUGGAAGGUUCCAGAAUCAACCAACAACACUCUCAACCAUUGGGCUGAGACGAUGAGGUUCCAAGUCGGAGACGCUCUUGUGUUUAGAUACGAUUCCAAGAACGAUUCGGUGUUACAAGUGACAAAAGAAAACUACGAAAAAUGCAACAUGGAGAAGCCUUUGAAAGAAUACAAAGAAAAUAUCACAAUAGUGAAACUCGAUGUCUCAGGUCCUUACUACUUCAUAAGUGGAGCUCCGACCAUGAACUGUGCUAAAGGUGAGAAAGUGGCUGUCGUGGUUCAGUCACCUAACCACCCGCCCAUGCCACCAAACCAAGGACCAGCCGCUGUUACGCCUACUCCUUCUCCUAAGUCAUCUACUUCUAUGAAGGCUCCGGCGCCAGCUCCGUCCAAUAGCCAUGCUGGUGGUUUGGUUGUUGGAAAUGGCAUCUUCUGGGCCUUAACUCUUGUAUCUGUCUUUGGGCUUGUUUUUGCUUAA